Messenger RNA from Penicillium salamii, 639 nucleotides. NCBI's taxonomy places the organism in Eukaryota, Fungi, Ascomycota, Eurotiomycetes, Eurotiales, Aspergillaceae. The record is from the annotation of a GenBank genome assembly.
AUGUUGCGCUGGUACCAGUCCAAGUUGGCCAAGAGGCCCAUUCUCACCGCAAGCAUCACCAGUGCAGUCCUGUUUGGCAGCGGUGAUGCCCUAGCACAACAAGCCGUGGACCGCAGAGGUCUCGCAAAGCAUGACUUUGCCCGCACCGGUCGCAUGGCUCUGUACGGCGGAGGUACGUUCUGCAAAUCGCCGAGUUCCCGUCCAAUGCUAAUCUGUGUGCCCAUUUCAGCCGUCUUUGGUCCUGUCGCUACGAAGUGGUUUGGGAUCCUCCAGCGCCAUGUCGUCCUCGGGAGUGUCGCAACCACCACCGCCGCUCGUGUCGCCGCCGAUCAAAUCGUCUUCGCUCCGAUCCAGCUCACAUGCUUCCUCUCCUCCAUGGCCCUCAUGGAAGGUACUGAUCCUGUGGAGAAGUGGAAGAACGCCUUCGGCCCUGCGUACAAGGCCAACUUAGCCGUCUGGCCGUUUGUACAGGGUGUCAACUUCGCGUUCGUUCCUCUGGAGCUGCGUGUCCUGGUUGUCAAUGUCAUCAGUUUGGGUGAGUUUCAUUGUGAGAGGUCAGGCUGUAGAUGGUCAGUGUCACUAACCAACCUCAUAGGCUGGAAUUGCUUCCUCAGCAUGAUGAACAGCGGUGAGGAAUGA